CAACCCGCAAGACUGCAUGCUGUCAAAAUUCCUUUGGGGUGCAUCCACAGAAACAGAACUGCUAGCCUUCAUACCACCGAGUUUUGCUUGAACUACAAUUAUGAAAAAAGAUUAUAUAUGGUAAGCUCCUACUGAAGUAUAUGACCCCAUGCAUGAGCAAAAUCGCUGUAGAUUGGCAUUAUCCAAGUAAUAAUAUGCUGCUCUUGCUUCUCAGGCUGAAGCAUAUAGUAAUGAAAGCAACAUGAUUUCGAUGGCCCAGCUAUAUGAAACGCGUUAAAAAAUGGCUCAAAUUGAUUGCUAAAAGCAUCUUUCUGCGUGUGCACAGUAAGGCCGUUCUAGUUUCUACCAUAACGGUGCCACGCUCUCACUUUGAUCACGCAUGAUGGCAUGAACCAAAAAUCAUGAACUGCUGAGGUGAAAGUAACGAGGAAGCUGAAAUGGCUUGCCCAGCUAAAAGGUAUUCAAUCAAAUCCCUACACAUGUACCAAUUACCAUAUGCCAGCAAAGCAGAUCGAACUUGCAGGAAAAGAAAAAGAAAAAAAACUACGAUAAGCCAAAAGGAUUUGAGAUGGCUGAUCGAUCGGAUUAGUUCAAACUGGAAUUGUACUUGGAGAGAUUGGGACGCGUGUUCAAUCCCAAUGGGUUUAAUCGGAAGAGGAACCCAACCUGAAUCCUACUAGGAAUAAUCAAGAAUACAAUCAUUUUCGAAUUUGGAAUUUCAAACAAAAAAUGUUCUUUGAUUCUUCCUGAAGAAUCCAACAGGUUCCCAGGCAAGAAAAAAGCAUAACACUCGUGGACCAAAACACCCUAAGCAGUGAAAUCAUACAUAAAAGUCUGCCUGUCAAGUGGAAAGCAACUGAAAAAAUAUCCUUACUGGUGUUGCUGCCUAUGGUGUAAUGAACGAUACAGGCAACUUUGUUCUGGUGCCUCUGUUAUCGACUUUCGCCAAGCUCACGGCGCAGAAUGAUCUGCCCUCGCACAUGCCGGAGUUCUGCGCCUCUGCGAACCUGCUCUGCUUUCCUGAUUUAUCGCCGAGUCUGGAGAAGCACGAGAAGGAAUCGAACUUUGUAGUGUACUCGGACCGGGACUUCACCAAUUAUGGCACGGAUCGGCUCGGCGGGACCGACCCGUUCAGAAAUACUCGGGUGACGAGAAUCUCCCGGUUGACUUGUUUCGCCGGUAUAGUCAAGACUCAAUGGGCCACCAGUGGCUCCGGCGUGUUUUCCAAGUACGCCGACGACGUGAACGUCCCCAACCUCCGGUUCACUUCCUACUUUGACGAUUCCAAUGGCCAUGUCCAUUGUCCACACGUUCUCGGCCUACAGUGAGAACACCAACGCCGGUGACCAGAGAUUCAGCAGCUAUGUGAAGAUUGGCAAUGGGGCUCCGAAUGAAACGGUGUGUUUUGAAUAGAAGCAGUGGUAAUUUUGGAAAGUUAGGCUUUAAAAGGUCACGUGCGUGGCACAUGACCUCUUUUCCGUCACUUUUGACAGACUAAGUGGAUGGAAGGUCCAGAUUGACACACAUGGUUAACGUUAGGGGGGUCGUCUACUAAUUUUUAAACAUUGGGCGUCAGAUCACCAAUAGGUGGAUACAUCAGGGGUAAAGUGUAAUUUCUCCGGAAAUCAUUGACUGCUCCUUGAGCAAUUGGCCAAAUAACAAUGUGGCCUUGCUUUGGGGGAGUUGCAAUUGUUUAUUUUGUUCUGAGGUCUUUGGAAGAAAAAACAAGGAAUAUCUAAAGAAAUAAAAUGACGAAUAAGAGAGUAACAUAAGGAACAUUUUGCAUAUACCAAAUCACACACCAAGGGUAAAACUAACUAAGAAGCUAAUACAUUAGAUAAAAAAAAUUAUUUAGAUUUAGCAAUUAGUUAUUAUGGUGGAUGAAGUGUUAAAUUCUUUUUGGUGUCAAAGUUACCUCCCCUAUACACUACUUGUUAGAGAGUAAGAUUCAUGUCUUGGAUGCUACUGUCGUGGACAAAUGCCAAAUGGACUCUCUUGUGAAGAUUCUGUUAUGAGAAGAAAGACUACCAGUUAAAAUGCACUGAGGUUUCUGUCUUAAGGUUGAGAGACGCCUAGUUGUUGAUUUUUGGUUUUUAAGGACAAAGCUCUUGUGGCUUAAUGGUUAUGGAGGUUUCCAUGUAAAAAAUCACUCUAAAUCUCUAAAAUAUUUAAAUAGAUGAGCCAUGCAUGAAAAUAAAUUGAAAUUCAACAUGGUGAGAGAAGCGGCGGACUAAUUCCCUUGGAAGUAUUCGACCUCAAAGUUUAUGAUCCUUUCGUGGACACUUACUCCAUUGCCUGAUCAUUUGUUUCUCUAUGCUGCUCUUCCAGUAUCCAUCGUUUCAUGUUUCUUGGAAUUCCAGGGUCUGGACUCCUGUAUUUCUUCAGCAGCAUCUGCUUUUUCGGUGUCCAUGUUUUAUGUUUUUAGCAAGUUCUGUAGUCUGGUUUCAUGUGUUUUCUUUAGACUUAAAUACUACAUUUUUGUGGCACAUCUAAAGCUUGUUAUUGUUUACACGACUGUUAUUGUGAUUUCUGCUUCUUGUAUGUUCACCUUGAUUCCUG
This is a messenger RNA of Alnus glutinosa, 2559 nucleotides long. RefSeq names its product polygalacturonase 1 beta-like protein 1. The coding region runs from base 897 to 1328 and encodes 143 amino acids. The record is from RefSeq and is a predicted model, not a curated record. The transcript is spliced from 2 exons. NCBI's taxonomy places the organism in Eukaryota, Viridiplantae, Streptophyta, Magnoliopsida, Fagales, Betulaceae.